UCAACCUUCAAGGUUCAUGUUCUCAACUUCAUCUCGCGUCGCUUCAUCUCAUUGACGCGUCACCCAGUUCUAAAUUUCACAUUAAUUGUAUACCCAUUUUGUGGUUUUUUCAUUGGCAUUCAUAGUUGCAUGUCGUUCAUUGUCAUUGAGCAUUUGGAUUUUGGUCUUAAUGGACUAUUAUUCUACAUCUGAAUGCUUCGUUGAAAUUUAAUAUCAAGAUUCAACACAAAAACAAAGGCGGAUAAAGUGUAUCCAAUUAGUGGAUACUAUAUAAGUUUUCUUAACAUCUGGGCAAGGAAGAUAACGCACUACCUACCUUCUCAUUUUACUGGUCACUAAAAGGAGGCUUCCCCUAAUCCGAAGCAGCCUCCUACAAUGUCGAGAGAUCACAUCGAUUUGACCACCGUGUCAGACUCUGACAACGCUGAUGCUGAUCUCACGCUUCGUACUCCACGGAGAGGUAGACAGUCGCAAUCUCAGUCACAGUCACAAUCACAGCCAGGAUCGCGUACACGCAAGCUGGCGAGUCCGUCACUGCCAGAUCGACAAUCAGCAACCUCAUUACCGUUACGUGAAGGUUCUACAUCUAUCCAUGCCACAACACCCUCCCAGUCCGCAAAGAAGUCCGCAUCGAAGUCUGCCAGCUUAGAUGGCAAGAUGGCUUCACUACCACCAAAGCCCGCCGGUAGUAUCAAUAAUGAACAAGACGCUACGCCUUCGUCAACUCAUCAUCAUUCACCCUCAGUUCACCGUACACCUAAAACUCAAACCCCAAGGAAAGUUGAUUGGACCACCGAUAAGCUGGAGCAGGCUUUGCGAGAAUUGUCGGAUGAGAUAGGCACAGAAGGGGCCAAACUUACUGCACGUCUGAUUCACAUGGCCUGGAAAAAGGAAGCACCUAAACAGCAAUUCCCUAGCAAGAAGGAUUGGUUCGCUGAUAUGAAGCGCAUCCCGGUGGAAACAGCCACAAAAUCAUCGGAUACGAUGAGAAUCAGGACAAAGCAAGUCGGACAAGGUAGAUCUGGAAAGCAAGAGAAGCGUGCACAUCAUCAAGUCAUAUGCAUUAAGACUAAUGCCGCCACCGUCCCUCCUUAUGGCUUCCAUCACGUUGAGAUUAGGAAAAACAUACUAUCUCCAAAUACUAUGCUUACUUAUGUCCCUCACCUACGUGAUUUAGCAGACAACGAAGAAGGCGUAUACCGUCGAUGGCUCGAGAACUUGGAAAAUAUGGACAAGACUUCUGGGUUCGCCACACUCAGUAGACACCAAAAAGUGACCAAGACAAUUCAGAAGGAACGCGCCACAACCCUAUUAUUGUAUCUUGAAUCCUGGCUCGAUAGGCUUAAGAUUGAAAACUGCACAAAGACAACUCUCAUCCGUUAUAUGGCAAGUCAAGGAGAUAACGUAACUCCUCAGCAAAAGUCAAGUAUUUUGCACUCAUAUAGCGAAGACUUUGGCUCGCCAUGCUCGGCCAAGGCUGUUCGAAUUUUCACGGAAGCAUUUGAUCGAGUUUUUAACUCGCCAGCUCUACGUGAGCGCGCUGUACCUCUGCGCGAUGUUCUGUUGCUGGACAAGUCCGUUGAUACUAUCGUUGAUUCUAAAAAAUGGAUGAAGGAAACCCCUGGCGGGUCUAAAGUCUCCGAGGAACACCCAACCGUCGAAUCAUUUCUGGAAACAUACGCAUUACUUGGCUGUCUAAUUUGCACCAGUCAUUCUUGCGAACAUGGCGAAUAUGGUGUUGAUAAUGAGCGGAAACGAUUCUCAGUUGAAGUGAUUGGUGGCCUACAACCUCUGAUUCGCCAACAGCUUACGCAGAGAUUAAAAGAGAGAGGCGAGGAGAGCCCCACGCAUACGCAUGGCAAACCGAGCCCUUGCAGCGAAGAUUGCUACUUGAAUAGACGACCGGGAACACGGGCCCGAGGAUGGAGUGAAAGUGAGUCCAUGCUCCUCAGAGCAUUCUUCUCGACACUGAGCAACACUAGCAUACCAGUACAAUGCGCUACUGCUGUGGCCACAGGGAGACCAUGUUGGGAUGUCAACCGCCAGCUUGAUAAGCUUGGCCUGUCUCUUCCGAGCGCAUCUCCAACGCCCCCAGUUCAGGUCAAGCCGCUACCUUGGUACGAUAGGAAAAAGAAAAUGUUGAUAGGAGAUUGGCAUGAGCAAACCAACACCCAUGAACAUCAGAGAAAGGAUUUCUUCGAUCCGUGCAACCAUGAUGGACCGUGCACAUCCAAGAACUGUGGGUGUGUGCAGAAUCAUAUCAUGUGUGAACGUUUCUGCCGCUGUACAGCGGCCAUUUGCGCCAAUAAGUUCACAGGUUGUGCGUGUCAUUCUCAAGGAAAGACAUGCCAUUCGAAGCAAAAAGAUCGGCCCUGUAUUUGUGUCCAGCUGAACCGUGAAUGUGAUCCUGCCUUGUGUGGGAGUUGUGGUGCGUCCGAAAGAGCGAACCCGGUGAACGCGGACAACGAUGCACUAUAUGCUACUGGAUGCCAAAACUGCACAUUACAAAGAGGUAAGUCCAAGUCGCUCAUGCUUGGAAAAUCCAAGAUUGCCGGUUAUGGGCUCUUUGCGACGGAGGACAUUGCCCAGGACGAGUUCGUGAUCGAAUAUGUUGGUGAACUUAUCAGCCAAGAUGAAGGAGUGCGCCGCGAGGCACGCCGUGGAGAUGUAUUUGACGAAUCAUCUAAUUCAUCAUAUCUUUUUACUCUUUUGGAGCAGGAGGGCAUCUGGGUUGAUGCUGCUAUUUACGGUAACCUCAGUCGCUACAUCAAUCACCAGGAGACUAACUGCAAUGUCACCCCCCGUAUCUUAUAUGUGAAUGGCGAAUACCGCAUUAAGUUUACUUCUUUGCGGGAAAUCAAGGCAGGAGAGGAGUUAUUCUUUCAUUACGGUGAAAACUUCCCCAACCUGACCAAGAAAUUGUUGCAAGAAGAAAAGGCGGAGAAGAAACGACGGAAGGCCAAGGAGCAGGCUCGGAAAAAGGAACAAGAUGGUGGCGAGAAACAGAGGAAGAAGCCUGGUCGCAAGCCAGGUAGAAAGCCAGGACGUAAACCAGGCCCGAAACCGAAGAAGAAGACGUUCGCCAAAGUAGAUUCAGACCCGGAAGAUGACGAUGCUCUCGAACCUUCGGAGGAGCCAUUCCCCGAUAUUGAUAUUACAAAGUCGCGAAAGCGCAAGCGUGGUCUUCUCGAAGAUGAUUCGGACGAGGGUGAGUACCACCCAACGACCGAUUCUCAGGAUGAUGUGAUGGUUGAUAUUGGUGAAGGAUCGCCCUCUCAGAAGGCAUCCCGUUUUAGGAAACGACUAGGAGCACCGAAGGCAAGGAAAGGCUUCCCUACAAAGCGCCAAAAGGUAGACGAGGACCUCGAUGAGAAUGAUGACGACGACGAUGAUGAUGAUGAUGAUGAGCCUGGGAUUACGCCAUCGAAGCGCCAACGCAAAAAGACGCGCAAACUUCUGGACGAUGCCACCCUCCCUGAGAUAGACGAAGCCUUGGUAGUCGAAACCAAACCUGUGGUUGUACCUAAGCGACGGGGCAGGAAGCCGAAACAUCUGAAGGAAAAGGAAGCUGCUGAGGCCGCCGCCGCAGCUGCCGCGAAGGAAGCUAAGGGGCGCGAAGGAGAUACGGUAGUUAUUAGUGGCCAACGCGAAUCCGCUCCCAGCCCACGCAGCGCUCCAGGCAACGGUUCGGGGAGUGCUCCAGGCAGCAGCAGCCGAUUGAAGCGCACGGAAGCCAGGCUCGAACACGACUCUGACUCGGUAGCCAACGAGGACACGCCGUCACGUAUUCGUACCCGAGGGCAGUUAAAAGAGGCGAUAGAAUCCAGUCCGCUAUCGACUCCAGAUUCUAAUAUCGAUUACCCCGAGCUCGAACUAUCUGGCUCAGAUAUUCGACCGAUAUCUAAAAGAGGCCGCCCUAGGAAAGCGGCACAUGGUGAUGACGAGUAUAAUGGAAGUAGCUGGCAGGAUAGUGAUGGUGUCCGACACCAUGGUGGCGGCAUCGAAACCGACGAUAGUGACGACGAUUUCCCGAUUGAUCGCUCCAGGACGAGGCGCAAACCGGCCAGGUAUGAAGACUAGACCCCGUGAAUAGGGGCUGCUUUUUUGUUAUUACUGAGUUGAUUUGCGAUGUUUUUUUUCAGAGGCAAUUCGCCGCCAGGAGGACGUGAAGGCUCAAGUCUCAACCAUGAUGUCCCGGUCGGCCCAAACAUCAUCGAUCAUCGCCCGACUCAGCACAAAUCAAGCUCGCUCGCUCGCCCCCCUAGCCUUGAGAAAAGUGUAUAGUAAAUAGGUAUAGCUAUGGGAAGAGAGAUAUUGGUACCCUGAUAAAUUAAUGUGGCUACGAGGUUCUCCGCGAGGCUACCUAGAUAUGGAAUCUACAACUCUGCCUACCUACCUAGGCUCGGAUAAUAGCUAAUAUAUCGAGCUUUAGUUGAUCUGGUGCCUUUUCUUUUCGUGUUUAUUCUGAAUUGCUGAUGUAGGCUGGAUAGAUGUCUAAGCCCCUACCUAAAUUACCCAAGAUUUUCGAUAAUACAUACUAUAUGUACAGGGUAGAUAACUAUUAUUAAGGAGGCUCCCUUUUAGGCAUUGGAGUUUAGGUGCUGUUAUUAUGAUUCAUGGCUCUUCACAUACCUAGAACAUACCUAGAGAUAUAGAUGGUCUAAGGAGUAGGUACCUAUGUAUGUAUGGCAGCAGCGGAUAUAUGUACCUAAUAGAGGCAUCGAGGAGAGGUAUCCAUGUAUACAAAGUAUAGGUACAUGUACCUACCUAACUUCUU
Messenger RNA from Hypoxylon fragiforme, 4777 nucleotides. RefSeq lists its product as uncharacterized. Gene Ontology annotation, biological process: chromatin remodeling. The transcript has 3 exons. Gene Ontology annotation, molecular function: histone methyltransferase activity; protein binding. The coding region runs from base 376 to 4080 and encodes 1234 amino acids. The record is from RefSeq and is a predicted model, not a curated record. Lineage: Eukaryota; Fungi; Ascomycota; Sordariomycetes; Xylariales; Hypoxylaceae.